ACUAGAAGGGCAGACAUCUCUUUGGCAGGACGUCUGGAACAUGGACAGGGAUCUGAAUGAAGAUGACAGUCUGGAGGACCUCAGUUUUGAGGCCGAGAGUCCUCUGGCGCCCCCCACAGAGCUCCUGGAGAGACUGCCCAGCUAUGACUGGCUUUUUCAAGGGGGCAGAGGACAGAUAUUCUUCCCGUCUUUGGAGGCCCCGGGGAGGCCCCAGGAGCAAAGGUCCUGGCCCUCGUUCCUGCAACACAGGAAGACCCCUGCUUCCUCCAUGGAGUCACCUCUGGCCUCUCCAGCCCACAGUGUCUCUUGUGCUUCCAUCCAUGGAUCUGAAGACAGACGGGCCCCUCCGUGUGCCGGGGCUGGUGGAUGCUGGAGACGCAAGUGUGCAGGAUUGUGGAUUAACGGCUCUCAGGGCUGCCAUGGAGAAAUGCAUGAAGAUGCAAGGGGAGGAAGGAGGAUUCUUUCCUCUUGGAGGUGUUGGGGCCAGAAAGACUUCAAGUCCCCGUGAUGACGGAGGAGGUGGCGCGGGAAGCCCUCCUCAGCUUUGUGAACUCUAAAUGCUGCUACAGCAGCACAGUGGCUGGAGACCUCGUCAUCCGGGAGCUGAAGCAGCAGACCCUCUGCAGGUAUCGUCUGGAGACCUUUAGUGAAUCCAGGAUAAGCGAGUGGACAUUUCAACCCUUUACUAACCACUCUGUGGAUGGGCCACAAAGAGGCGCCUCCCCCAGGCUCUGGGACAUCAAGGUUCAGGUUCCUCCGAUGUUUCAGGAAGACACCAGGAAGUUCCAGGUCCCUCACUCAUCAAUGGUCAAGGAAUGCCACAAAUGCCACGGGCGUGGGCGGUACAAGUGCAGCGGCUGCCACGGGGCGGGCACGGUGCGGUGCCCGUCCUGCUGUGGAGCCAAGCGCAAAGCCAAGCAGUCCCGGAGGUGUCAGCUGUGCGCGGGGUCCGGCAGGCGAAGAUGCAGCACCUGCUCAGGGAGAGGGAACAAGACCUGCGCCACCUGCAAGGGGGAGAAGAAGCUGUUGCACUUCAUCCAGCUGGUCAUCAUGUGGAAGAACAGCUUGUUUGAGUUUGUGUCUGAGCACCGGCUCAACUGCCCCAGGGAGCUCCUUGCUAAAGCCAAAGGAGAAAACCUCUUUAAGGAUGAAAACUCGGUGGUGUACCCCAUUGUGGACUUCCCCCUGCGAGACAUCUCUCUGGCCUCCCAGAGGGGCAUUGCAGAGCACAGCGCUGCCUUGGCCUCCCGUGCCCGCGUUCUGCAGCAGCGCCAGACCAUUGAGCUGAUCCCCCUCACAGAAGUUCACUAUUGGUACCAAGGAAAGACUUAUGUCUACUACAUCUAUGGCACUGACCACCAGGUGUAUGCAGUGGACUAUCCUGAGCGGUAUUGCUGUGGCUGUACCAUCGUGUGACAUAGCAGAGCUGUCCCCAGAGCCUGCCAUUCACGUUUGCCAAGGAGGAUAACCGACACUCUCAGAGUGUGUUCACUGUUGGCUGCAUUGGACAAUCACAUACAAACCCAGGCAUGUCCUUCCAGAAAAACCAGCUUAUCAUUUAUCAAGCUACAACUCCUUAUGCAGCUCCUCUGGUGGAAUCCAUCACUCAUAUGUUUAACCUAAAAUAAUUCAGCUACACAUUCCUGUAGAACAAAUGAGAGAAAUAAUUUAAAUGGCAAGGUCUUUGCCUCUGGUCUCCAAGUUAAUGCCCCGAUGAAGCGUGUGAUUUGAUUUUGCUUUUUCCCUUUGUCGGUCUUGGUUCUGUUGUGCUUCUUCUAGUGGGAGCCUCUUGACAAUCUGAGUGUUGCUGAAAUGUUCAAGGAUACACACAAAUAUCUGGCCUUAAUGCACAAUAAAUAGGGCACUUAGGCAUAAAGUG
This is a messenger RNA of Nomascus leucogenys (northern white-cheeked gibbon), 1879 nucleotides long. It is a transcript of the gene SSUH2, whose product is annotated as ssu-2 homolog. NCBI's taxonomy places the organism in Eukaryota, Metazoa, Chordata, Mammalia, Primates, Hylobatidae. Gene Ontology annotation, molecular function: heat shock protein binding. The record is from RefSeq and is a predicted model, not a curated record. The transcript is spliced from 13 exons. The coding region runs from base 508 to 1416 and encodes 302 amino acids.